UCUCUGCGAACAGCGCUCCGAGUCGCGUGCGGGUCGCGAGUUCUUCUUGCGCGUCACCCUUUGGAUUAUUUGGAAUUUUAAGCGCGGUGCUGCUGCGUCAGUUGGUGGAUUUAUUUUUUUUUCUUUUCAACUCCCCCACCCCUCCGUCUAGCCGAUUGAUCAGCAUCGCACAUGGGGUACAGUGCGCGAGUCUCGUUCUCCCUUAUUUUCUGGUGAAUCAUUUUAUUUGCGCUGCGACAGAAUUUCGGAUGAUUAACUGAACAGCCCUGUGUCGCCGUGCGAGCAAGAGUCAAUGCUAUUUUUCCUUUUUGUAAAGAGAAAAAAUUGAGCCCUUGUUCAAAGGAUGACGGCUGGGCUUGCUGGAAUGUAGGAUAGCUCGUGCCGUUAGGCCAAGUACGAUCCUUGUCGACUGUAAAUAGUCGUUACGAGUCCUCUUCUAGCUGAUUAAAUUAAAGUCGUUUACCUUAGGCGUACAACUGUGUGUCAAGUGAAUCCGACAACGUGAAACGCACGGAUAACUAGAGAGAGUGCCGAGUGCCCGAUAAGCUGCAAGCAACUCUUGGUGAUAAUAGUGAAAACCGUGUUCACGUGGGCUCUGGAUUUGUAGUCUGUGAUUUUUCCCUGAAGCCACUCUUGGGGUCGCUUCGCUUUAGCUUGUCUACGAAGGAAAGAAUGAUUUUGUUCAGUGCGUCGCGACGAAGAACGAUAGCGACAAUAGCGACGGGAAAACAGUGCUCCUGAUUCCGCGAUGAGUGGAUAUUUACAACUUUUGUUCUUCACCCUUCAGCCGUGCGAAUAUGGUGCUGUGAAAGGAGGAGGGUGCCGGCGCAAGUGAAAACGCUAAACCCUCGAGGGAAAUUCAGACAGACACUAUUCCACCAGCCUGCGAGCCUCGACGCACCCCACGCACCCCACGCACCCCACGCACCCUUAUUGGCAAAUGGGAUUCCGUUUCGGCGUAAGGGAUGCACUUGACCAAGCGAUGCACCGGCCCCGCUGCCCCGUCGAAUCGCGAGACGUUCUUGAAUCCGCAACAGCAGCCGUUCCCGUGCUUGGAUAACCACGCCGGAGCCAGGAACAUGGCCUGCAGGACAAGGAGGAUCAUCGGCAGCUGCAGCCGGUCGAAGACGGUGUUGAGGAUCGAACUGUUCCUCGCGUUCACCUGGUGCGCGCUUACGCUCGCGGGGGCGACGUCGUCCGACGCCACGAGUGCGUCGUUCCAGCCGUCGACAGGCAGGCCUGCCACCACCACGGAAAUGGUCUACCAGAGAUUCGCGACCGAGCCAAUGGACCAGACCGCCGUCAUCGGCAGCACGGUCACGCUGCCGUGUCGGGUCCUCGAUCAGAAAGGGCCCAUCCAAUGGACGAAAGACGAUUUUGGACUUGGAGCUGUGAGGAACCUCACGGGCUACGAGAGAUACGCCAUGAUUGGCAGCGACGAGGAAGGCGACUUCUCCCUGCACAUAUAUCCCGUGGAACUGGAAGACGACGGCAAGUACCAGUGUCAAGCGUCGCCCACCAAUGACGGACAACCUGGGCUGCGCUCAAGAUUCGCUUGGCUCAGCGUCCUGGUGCCGCCUCAGAAACCGAAAAUUACCCAGGGUGAUUUCCUGGUGACGACCGAGGACCGAGAACUCGUCAUAGAGUGCGUCAGUGUCGCAGGGAAACCACCAGCCGAGAUCACCUGGAUCGAUGGACUUGGCAAUGUCCUUCACAAAGGAAUCAAGACGACCACCGAGAAGUUCGACGGUGGUCCAUUGAUCACCGUCAAGUCGGUUCUGACGGUAAUGCCCCGCAAGGAACAUGACAACACGACCUUCACGUGUCAGAGUCAGAACGCGGCCGAUCGCACACCGCAAAAUGUCAAAUUGCGAGUGGAGGUCCGUUACGCUCCAAAAGUUUCAUUGAAAAUUCGCUCAGGAUUUUCAAAAAAUGGAAGAAUCGUAGAAGGCGCAGAAUUGCGAUUCAAAUGCCGCGCGGAAGCUAAUCCACCCGAUAUGGAAUACAGGUGGUACAUCAAUGAGAAGAAGGUGAUUGGCGACUAUACCACAGAAAUGAUUAUUCACAACGCAACCCGGGAACUUCACGACGCCAUUGUGAAGUGCGAGGUGCACAAUGACGUCGGGAAGAGCGAAGAAACGGAAACCCUGGAUAUCACCUACGGACCGCAAUUUCGCCAUCCGCCAGUCUCCGUGGAGACGCACUACGGCGCAACGGAGAUUCUACAGUGCGACGCCGAUGGCAACCCGACGCCAGAGAUCUUCUGGAUCCACGAGGAGUCGGGCAGGAUGGUAGCGACCAGUCCGAAUAUAAGUGUCCUCGUCAGUCCGGAAACGGCCGGUCGUUACUAUUGCAAGGCCAGCGUGCCUGGAUUUCCGGAAUUGACCGGAUACGCGAACAUCUACAUCCGUGCGGCGCCGAGUAUCGUUUCCCAGAGGACUCAGUAUGUACCCGACGAAGGAGUCGUCAAGGUGGAGUGCACAGCAAUAUCCGUGCCGAAAGCCGAAUCCGUGGUCUGGAGUUUCGCCGGGCGAGAGCUCAAUUUCUCGACAAACAAUACACCCUUCUACGUGCAGGAGGAAUACAACCCCGAGGGUGUAGUCAGUACCGUCACCCUCCUGGAGCCUGUGUCCACGUACUUCGGUGAUUACAAUUGCACAGUCACUAACAGCUUUGGUACGGACUCAGUGGUUAUCAAGCUGACAACGCAUGCAUUGAUUCCAGUCGAUUGGCAACUUAUUCUUAUCAUCGUGGGUCUGGUCGUCUGCGUGAUACUGAUUGGAGUUAUAGUCAUUCUCAUACUUCACUGUCGCGACCGGAUUAAGCAGCCAAGAGCGAGAUCGGCCCCCUCGCACGAGAACGAGAUGCAGGAAACAGACUCCAAUGGAGAUCGGUAUCGCGAGAGCGAUAGGAGCAGCAAUUUAUCGGACGUUAAGGCUGAUAUCCGUGCGGGCUCCAGUGUCAGCAAUGCGGAAAGCGUGACGGCCCUGGACAGCGAGGGCGAAGGAAGCACCAGGGGUGUUAAUGCUCUUGCACUUGCGGGCCCUGUGCCAAAUCCACUGGGAUACCGUUACAGCGCAGACUAUACAGAGCCGUCCUUUCCACCGAAAAAUAACGAUGGAAGUAACAACAAUGGCUAUGUACCUUAUGUGGAUUACGCGAGGGACUACAUGCCGCCGACGACACAGGGUAUGGGCACAUCGAGGGAGUCUCUUAGCAGGAUUCCAUCAAGUGGAAUCCUGGCGUCUAAGAAGAUCGGCAUGAGUUCGGCUAAUCUGGGAACAUCGACGCCCCAGACAACGCCAGUGAUCGAUCCGCGUUUCUCGGCCACUUAUGGCAAUCCCUACCUAAGAAUGUCUGCCGCUGAACAGCUGAGACACGCCCCUCACACAGCGAUACCGGGUGUGACGCCAGCACCGCCGCCGUACACCCAGGCAAUGAGAAUGAACAACUUGAAUACAUUAAACGGUGCCGGUCCCCAGGCACCAUUAUCGGCCCACUACAUAACGGGUGGUCCUAAUGGCGGUGUGGCAACAGUAAAGCGCACUUCUGCAGUUGGCACCCUGGCAACGCACGUAUGAGACAGGGAGCCUUUCUCUAACUAGAAUCGGCCUACG
Cephus cinctus (wheat stem sawfly) is the source of this 3617-nucleotide messenger RNA. Its product is annotated as irregular chiasm C-roughest protein. The transcript has 13 exons. The coding region runs from base 966 to 3581 and encodes 871 amino acids. Gene Ontology annotation, biological process: cell-cell adhesion. The record is from RefSeq and is a predicted model, not a curated record. Gene Ontology annotation, molecular function: cell adhesion molecule binding. NCBI's taxonomy places the organism in Eukaryota, Metazoa, Arthropoda, Insecta, Hymenoptera, Cephidae. Gene Ontology annotation, cellular component: cell-cell junction.